Molecule: messenger RNA, 363 nt
Organism: Macrosiphum euphorbiae (potato aphid)
Lineage: Eukaryota; Metazoa; Arthropoda; Insecta; Hemiptera; Aphididae
Source: the annotation of a GenBank genome assembly
AUGCAACCUCCAAAUCAAAAACCAGCACCGGAUCAACCAUUUCUAUUACCAACAGAACGAGAAGUAUCUACUAUACCUAAGUCAGAAGGAGAGGGUGACUUUUGGGUUUAUCCGUCAGCUCAAAUGUUUUGGAAUGCAAUGUUACGAAAAGGGUGGCGUUGGAAAGACGAUGAUUUAUCACCAAAAGAUAUGGAUGUUAUAAUUAAAAUACACAACAUCAACAAUGAGCUUGCUUGGCGAGAGGUACUAAAAUGGGAAGCUUUCCACGCAAAUGAAUGUAUGAAUCCAAAGUUGAAAAGCUUUGGGGGUAAAGCACAAUGUAAACAUGGUAAACAUGUAAAGUGCAUAUAUAUAUAUUUAUGA